CUCCACCUGAAGACCUACAAAGCAACAGCUCAGUCACUGCCACCAACACAGAAGAAGACAUGGUGUCAAUCAAAGCUCUAGCGAUUUGUCUCGCCAUUUGUCUACUGGCCACAAACACAUCUGCUGUGUCUCAUUCAUGCUGCCGAAGAUACAUGAAGGGUAGACUACGAUUUACUGUAAUUCGGGGAUACUCACUCCAGAGUGUGAAAGAGAUGUGUCCUAUCAAUGCCAUCAUUUUCCACACAAACAAUGGUAAAGUGUGCACUGAUCCUGCUUUGAGCUGGGUGAUGGACUAUGUCAACCGUUUAAGGAUCAAAGCACAAAAUGUUCAUACCGCACAGGCGCGGGCAUAAACUUCAAAGAAGAUAUUCUACUUUUUGAAGGGGGACGGUGAAGCCUAGCUACUGUGAACAAACAACUUUCUAUCUCAGCUUUGCCUGUUA
Scomber scombrus (Atlantic mackerel) is the source of this 443-nucleotide messenger RNA. RefSeq names its product chemokine (C-C motif) ligand 20a, duplicate 3 (gene ccl20a.3). The record is from RefSeq and is a predicted model, not a curated record. Gene Ontology annotation, molecular function: CCR chemokine receptor binding; chemokine activity. Bases 60 to 353 code for a protein of 97 amino acids. Gene Ontology annotation, cellular component: extracellular region. Gene Ontology annotation, biological process: positive regulation of GTPase activity; cellular response to type II interferon; cellular response to tumor necrosis factor. NCBI's taxonomy places the organism in Eukaryota, Metazoa, Chordata, Actinopteri, Scombriformes, Scombridae. The transcript is spliced from 4 exons.